AUGUUUGAUUUUAUUCCUCACUCGACUGAAUUGACAAAGUUGGUUGCUGCUGAAAUCACAUUAGUUUAUCACGGAAUACGUCAUGGACAUAGCUAUUUGAGUCAGGCAUGCACUGCUGAUGUCUCGAAGAAAUUGUUUCAAGAUUCAACUGUUGGAAAAAAUCUCACAUGUGGACGAACUAAAGCUCGUGAAAUUGCUGUUAAUGUUUUAGCUCCAUUUAUGACUUCUCAAAUUACAGAAAUGAUUAAUAAAUCCGGUUUUUAUUCUUUAUCAUUCGAUGCAUCAAACAAAGGUCACAAGAAAAUGUUUCCAUUCGUUGUAAAUUACUUCACAGUUCGUGGUAUCGAACGAUCAGUGAUUGAAGUAAUUGAACUAGUUAAUGAAACAGCUGAUCAUAUUGUUGCUUCACUUCGAGAAGUAUUGCAAAUGAAUAAUAUUGAUAUCCAGAAUAUGACAUCAAUUGGUGCUGAUAAUACAAACGUUAAUUAUGGACGAAUUCAUUCUGUUUUUUCUUUGUUGAAAUCUGAUAUUCCACAUCUAAAGAAAGGUGUUUUGCUAUUGAAGAAAAAUACACAUGUCCCUAAUCAUAAUGUUUUCUUCUAG
Molecule: messenger RNA, 603 nt
Organism: Rotaria sp. Silwood1
Lineage: Eukaryota; Metazoa; Rotifera; Eurotatoria; Philodinida; Philodinidae
Source: the annotation of a GenBank genome assembly